CCAGAAUGAGCGAGCCUGGUCUUUUGCCUCCAAGGUGAAAUGUAUUGCCUCAUUCAUGUUUCAGGACAGCAAUAUCCCAAGCCAGUGAGAGAACCAGAGGAGAGCUCACUUCUCCCAAUAUCCCAUAUUCUGGGUCUCAGUGACCUUUCAAAAGCUCCCCAUGAAGUGCCACUAUCUGGGUGCCUCAGGAUGUGGAUCCGAGACUCAUGCAGUGUGAGGCUGGCAAAGCAAGGAGGCCAAUCUGACCUACUGAAGCACUGCACUCCUGUGGUGAUGAAGUCCCCUCCAGCAGCCUGUGCUGCCCCUGUCUGGUUCUCACACUGCCAAUCCACAGCGAUGGAGGAGCCUUGGAACURUGUUUCCUCUCAGCCAGAUGAUAUGAUUCAAGAGUUUAAGGCUGAUGGCCAUCAUGGUAGCAGUUACAAGGAAAGAAGAGGGCCUUUUGGUUUUGCUCUGAAAAGUGUUUGGCAGCAGGAUGCUGAAGACAAAAUGCAGAGAAAAAGAAGGAAGGUAAAGCUCCCAACUGUAAGCCCUAAAUAUCCAAGCAGAAUGCCGACUGUUUCUACAAACAAGGAAUUCAGUGAAGCAAAUAAGCUUUCCUUCCCACACGUAUUUGUAUUUACAGGCCCAUUCAGAAAAAAAGUGAAGCAGUAAAUUUUAGCAAAUUCAUAAGCAAGGUUUCAGCAAUGCACUGAAUGGGACAAAAAAUUGCAGAAACAUCAGAAAAUAGUGAGUACUCUGAAGGUAACGUUUUUGAAAGCUGUUUCUUUUAAAAUGAGCUGAGCUCUCAAGGUAACAGCAGAGGGCAGCCUCAAUAUUUGUGUGGCU
Molecule: messenger RNA, 828 nt
Organism: Malurus melanocephalus (red-backed fairy wren)
Lineage: Eukaryota; Metazoa; Chordata; Aves; Passeriformes; Maluridae
Gene: CUNH7orf57
Product: chromosome unknown C7orf57 homolog
Source: RefSeq, a predicted model, not a curated record